AAACGUAAACAAGAGUGAAGCUGGAAGAAUGGAGGAAACCGAAGCAGAAACACAAAAAGAGACUGUAGAUAACGUUAACCCCGCUGUAAAACAGACCGGUAAAGCUACAGGAGAAGCUUCGUCACAGAUGUCAGAGCCCGGGGCAGUCGGUGAGCCGGAGGCUCGGUGGAGCAGGAUAAAGCUGUUCGACAAAGUGAUGCAGAAGAGCCUGGAUAAGUUCAUCGGCCAAGCCAGUUUUAACACAUUUGCCAGAACGUUUCGUCCACUGUACAAGAACAACCCCCAGAGGAUGGAGAGCAUUCACAGGCAGUUCAUAGAGGAGUUGCGGAGGAUUAUACAGGAGGACAUCAGCAGGUUGACUGAAGAAGGCCAGUUAGAGUCUAAACUGAAUGAGUUGGACAAACUGGAGAGUGCUGCCAAGAACAAUCUCGACCCUGCAUGGCGACCCAGUGGGAUUCCUGAGCAAGACUUUUGCAGCUUUUUGAAGCCAUACUAUAAAAAGCAGGAGGCCUACAUGCGACUGGAGCUGAAAAAGAUCCAAGCGGAGAAUGCUGCCCUUGCGCAGAAGGUUCAGGCUGGCAGAGAAAGUAUUGCUCAGACUGAACAUUGUAUUUCAACCACUGUUGAUGAGUGGAAGGCAUCUGUCACAGAGUUUGAACGGAUGAAGUCAAAUCUCUGCCCCUCUGGUGUCAAUGAUUCUGGUUACUCUGAUGUGUGAUCUUCGAGUUCAAGUUAUUUUACCUGCAGAUAUAUGGACUAAAUUUUUAAAACUUUUUUUAAAAAAAAAUGUAAAAAACUCCAAAAAACAAUGCUGCUAGAGGCAGCUAGAUCCUGUGUGUUACUUUUGUUGUCAGACACUUAAAAUCACAACCGUAGCCUGUCAGUGGCAAUAAACACUAUUGCAGCUUGUUCCACUGCUACUGGCUGCACAGCUCUCACUCAAUACUGGACCAAUUCCAAAAAUGUUUGUCCCCAUUGUAAAAUGGGUUACAGAUUAAUAAA
This is a messenger RNA of Scomber scombrus (Atlantic mackerel), 1002 nucleotides long. RefSeq names its product polyamine-modulated factor 1 (gene pmf1). Gene Ontology annotation, cellular component: MIS12/MIND type complex. Bases 29 to 718 code for a protein of 229 amino acids. NCBI's taxonomy places the organism in Eukaryota, Metazoa, Chordata, Actinopteri, Scombriformes, Scombridae. Gene Ontology annotation, biological process: chromosome segregation. The transcript is spliced from 5 exons. The record is from RefSeq and is a predicted model, not a curated record.